CCAUCAUCAAUCGCAGCGCCAAACCCCCCUCGAAUAAGUCUACAGCACCCAUGGCCAAAGUACAACCCAACAGAAACCAAACCCCCAACUAAACCCAUGGGCAAGAGAAUGUAUGUAUGUAUCCAACGGAGCGACCAAACCAACCAAAAGCCCGCAAGAAACCACCUACCCUCACGUGACAGAUAAGAUCGAUCGACUCCAGCGAUAAGCAAUUUUUCCCAUCCACAUCCCAACCCAGCAACCACAGCACCUCGCAACCCCCUCCCCAAAUUCCAUCUCAAACCCAUCGCUGCAGGCAGUGUACCCAACCAAACCAACCAAACAGAAAAAUGGUCCAAGGAUCCCUCAAGAAGACCAAGCCCUCGGGCGGCUCGACCUCGAAACGUCCCACAGCCCUGGCCCCCAAACGCGGUCCCCGCCAGAUCGCCCCCAAGAAAGCCUCGCUCAUCAAGCAGCAGAAAUUGACCAAAAAACUCACGGCCGGAUUGACCGCCCAGACGGAGAAGAAUCUCGCCGAGAAGGCGGGCCACCUGGAGUUGUUGGCCGGUGGCAAGAAGGAUAAGAAGGCGGGUGCUGCGAAGGGGAAGAAAUGAUAAUUCGCGGGAAAAUGGUUUGCUUUUUUGGGUCCGGAAGUGGAGGGUGGCUCUGGUUGAAGAUGAUCAAGCCGAGUCGAGGAGGGGAUAUACAUAUUCAAUUUUUGGAGGGGAGAUAGGAUACAUACAUACGAGUAAUGAAAUUAG
Messenger RNA from Aspergillus brunneoviolaceus CBS 621.78, 740 nucleotides. RefSeq names its product DUF2462 domain-containing protein. The record is from RefSeq and is a predicted model, not a curated record. The transcript is spliced from 3 exons. Lineage: Eukaryota; Fungi; Ascomycota; Eurotiomycetes; Eurotiales; Aspergillaceae. Bases 330 to 593 code for a protein of 87 amino acids.